CAAAGAAAUGCGCCGCUUGGGGCCCAGAUGUCUUAAGAGUUAUUUAUAGAUCUGCUGGAACUACGACAAUCCCUGCCACAUCCAAUAUCCACAGACAACAAAGCGGCUCAGUAUCUUAGUAUCCCGGGAUCAGUUGCAAGCAAACCAUGCGAUCGAUUGGAGUUCGUGGAAUGGGCCAGCCGCUGGGCAUCCGGAUCUGCUGUUGUCGCGUGUGCACCUGCAUCAACUUCGGUUUCGUUAUGUCGCGGAUCGGUCUCCUGAAGCUGAUGGAACUGGGUCUGGCCAUGUUGUGCGAGGGUCUGCUCAUCAAGUAUGGCAUUCCGUACGGCGACUCCAUUGGCCAGGCGCUGACCAGUUUCCUGGCCACCACGGGUCACUGCUUCACCACCACCGGCAUCCUGCUGCUGUGCUACGCCUUCUCCGACAAAUCCUACAGCCUCAUCAGGCAGUCCCUGUUUGAAACAUUGUUUAACGUCCUCGCUAGUUGCAUGUACUUCAGCUCAGCCAGUUACAUGGCCUUCGCUUGCGUGGUGUGGCUGCAUCCACAGUUCGUGGUGCGACCCGGAUUCUGGGCAUAUCCGGCCAUGAUGGCCUGCUAUUACAUGGGCUAUGCGGCGGGCAUUUUGCAUGCCCUGGAUGCCUACUUGGCAUUCCGGCACUUUCGAGGGGCACGCUAAUCCCAGCCAGACAAAAUCAGUAUCUUAAGUAAUUUGUG
Drosophila suzukii is the source of this 715-nucleotide messenger RNA. It is a transcript of the gene sing, whose product is annotated as MARVEL domain-containing protein sing. NCBI's taxonomy places the organism in Eukaryota, Metazoa, Arthropoda, Insecta, Diptera, Drosophilidae. Gene Ontology annotation, cellular component: membrane. The record is from RefSeq and is a predicted model, not a curated record.